ACGUCAGCAGUAGCGCCAUACCGGGGCUGAGGAGUGGGUGACGAAGAGCAAUCACCACCACCAGGAAAAAAAAAAAUACCAGGAGCGAUAAAAUGCACGGACUACAAGGGUCCAUUUGACUGUCAUUUAGACGUUUUCGCAUUUUGAGGAUUUGGUCCUGGCGAGGUCUUUUGGAGAACACUCGUUUAAUACAAUGGAUGUCCUCUGUCAGGCCGAGCUUUCUGGUUUUUAGCCAGUUGGGUGCAAUUCCAGAGAUGGCUAGCUGAGCUAACAUAGCUAGCUAACAAUUAGCCUGCCCAUUUAGCUACACUGGUCACUGGGUGCCUCGGUCUGCAAAAGGAUAACUGAUCUGAGCGCAAUUGUAAAGCGGUAGUUUCAUUUAGAUCGCUUGAAAGGGUUAUCAUUCGUCGAGUGCUUAAAGCAGUGGGCUAGCCUAUCUGUUUGUUCAGUAGAUGGACAGUUUGACGGGCGCUCAUUGUCACUGCGCGGGCGUACAGUGGUGGUUUCGGGGCGACUAGGCUUGUACUCGGCCGGGCAACCAGCACAGGGAUUGUACAGAUGUGGCAGUCGCAGCCAGUAGUGUCCCACUGUCUCUAGGACCGAAGUUGGUAGUUUGACAUAAAACCGGAUUCUUAAUGAGUGUUAGGCUUACGGGCUAACCAGCUACGCGGGAGAGGGAUUAAAAAGCGUUUGCACACUGAAAAUUCAUCAACUUGUCACGUUAGCUUGGUUUUAACGGUAGCAGCAUUUAGCUAGCAAGCUAGCCAUUGAGUUAACGUUCAUCAAACUAAUUUCAGCUCUUUUUGAAAGUGCAUCAAAUAAAAUGGUUAUUUGCACCUUCGGUAGUCAUCUACGAUGUUUGCGGACAUGUUGCAUUGCAUAUUUUCUGUGAUCAGCUGAGAUCAGACUCUAUAGCCUGAGGUUUUACACAACUUUGACUAAGCUGUCAAAUAUUUGACACUUGACAGCAGUUUUACCAUCAAUAAGGAAGGCCAGAUUCUGCACCAAGCAGCAAACCCAUCGAGCUCGAUUAUCAGCGUCUGGAUCUAACUUGUUGAAAACGGACUGUUGCUCAGAGGGGGUUUCAUUUAUUUGAGACUUUGUGUCAGGUGUAGCCCGACGCCCCUUGUCCGACGGGCUUUUCAGCUCAUGCGGUGAUGACUUUAGACUCCAUGAUGGCUUGUUGCCUGAGUGAGGAGGCGAAGGAGUCCAAACGAAUCAACGCUGAAAUCGAGAAACAACUCCGGCGAGACAAGAGAGAUGCAAGAAGGGAGCUGAAGCUUCUUCUGCUGGGGACUGGAGAGAGUGGCAAGAGCACCUUCAUCAAGCAGAUGAGAAUAAUCCAUGGGUCAGGCUACACAGAUGAAGAUAAGAAGGGCUUCACGAAACUGGUCUACCAGAACAUCUUCACCUCAAUGCAGGCAAUGAUCCGUGCAACUGAGAACCUCAAGAUCCCGUUCAAGUACGAACAGAACAAGAAUAAUGCCCAGGUUGUGCGCGAGGUGGACGUGGAGAAGAUUUCAUCAUUCGAUCAGCCGUACAUCAGCGCGAUAAAGAUGCUGUGGGCUGACCCUGGCAUCCAGGAGGCCUAUGAUCGCAGGAGAGAGUACCAGCUCUCUGACUCAACCAAAUAUUACCAUAGUGAUUUAGAACGAAUAGCAUCAUCAGGGUACGUGCCCACUCAGCAGGACGUGCUGCGGGUUCGAGUGCCUACCACCGGCAUCAUUGAGUACCCAUUUGACCUGGAGAAUAUUAUCUUCAGCUAUCUAAGUGAUCUGGAUCGUAUUGCUGAACCGUCCUAUCUACCAACCCAACAGGACGUGCUUAGGGUUCGAAUCCCAACCACUGGGAUCAUAGAAUACCCUUUCGACUUGCAAAGCAUCAUUUUCAGGAUGGUGGAUGUGGGGGGUCAGAGGUCAGAGAGAAGGAAGUGGAUCCACUGCUUUGAGAAUGUCACCUCCAUCAUGUUUCUGGUGGCGCUCAGCGAGUAUGACCAGGUCCUGGUGGAGUCGGACAACGAGAAUCGUAUGGAGGAGAGUAAAGCUCUGUUCAGGACCAUCAUCACAUAUCCCUGGUUCCAAAACUCGUCUGUCAUCCUCUUCCUAAACAAGAAGGACCUGCUGGAGGAGAAGAUCAUGUAUUCUCACCUGGUUGACUACUUCCCAGAGUUUGACGGCCCCCAGCGGGAUGCCCAAGCAGGUCGUGAGUUCAUCUUGAAGAUGUUUGUGGACUUGAACCCAGACAGUGACAAGAUCAUCUACUCCCAUUUCACAUGCGCCACCGACACGGAGAACAUCCGCUUCGUCUUCGCAGCCGUCAAAGACACGAUCCUGCAGCUCAACCUCAAAGAAUACAACCUGGUGUAAAGAGAGAGAACAAGAAAGAGACCUGCAGCCCCCACACACACACACACACAAUGCAGAGUCCACUUCUAGAAACACACACAACUGCAUGAAACAUACUGCUGCUCAAAGAGUCAAGCAUUGCUUCAUACUUUACCAGACCAACACUAUCCAUGUUCUGUCACUACUUAUCACCUUGGUUGUUGAUUUUCCCGUUUUUAAAAGAAUGGGUAUCUGUUUUGUGGUUCUAAUAAUUGCUCCUCUUAUACAAACACAUGAAACACUCAAAUAUAACACUCCCUCCAUUUGUCCCCCUCUCUUGGGGCUUUGGUCUGCUCCGUGGCUUCUCUUGGUCCUCGUUUGGCCCUGGGCAUGGCUCACAUUUUUUCUUUCUUUACACUACGUUAUCACCAGUGCUUAUGUGUUCGAGGUGGGUCGGGGGCCUUCUUGGGGUAGACUAAUCUUUUAUGGACAAAGGGCUCUCUCCCCUUCUUUUUAUUUAACCCAUGCAUGCUAUACACUACAGCACGAGGCUAGGCUGCAGAUCCUGGACUCUGCUUAUCUGCAAAGGGUAACUAAUUAUGAUGAUAGGAAUAUAUUAUCAGGCAGUGCUGGGGUGCAGUGAGGUACUUGGUUCCCCUGGGUCUUGAAUUGUGUAUUUGAAUUUUAUUUUUUUUUGUUAACCCUGCCCCAAAUCAGAGCACAGAAACUCUGGUUGAAUGUAAAUAAACUUUUCAUGCUGCUCACAUAGAGUGAGGGCUAGAUGGAGAUGACUACACGUUCGCUGUAGACUUAAAAUAUUUUCAGCUAUGUUAACUUCUUGGUUAUGUUAUUACUGCUAUUGUUCUCCAAUUAAAAGUGAAUUGAAGAUGACUACUCACAGGAACGCAAUGCACCAGAAAGUCACAGUAUGUUCCUUUUACACUGCCCCUCAUUUUAAAGUGUUAACAUAUAUUAUGAAACAAAAAAUUCAGCAACAUUACCGUUAUUUGCAUACUGUACAUCAACUCCCCUGUCAUUUUGUAUCACAUUGCCAAAUUAAAACCACCUACUUGUUUUCUGUAAAUAUAAUUACGUUGCCAGUACUGUUCAUCCCUUAAAUGGUUCAGAUACUAACAAAAACAUAAUUGGAAACUGGCAUUGCCACAAUUAAGUGCGAGUUUUCUCUUGUGAUGGAUCAUUCAGACGUUGAUGGCACAACAACUCACUUUGUGUGGCAUUUUUUCAUGUGGACUGUCUGAAUCACACGUGUAUUGGUACUGUGAUUUAUUUUCUUUGUUUCCUUUGAUGGUGAGAAUAAUCUUCCUCUGCACAACGUGCAAAUGAUGAUACCAGAUUAGUACAGUGCAAUAGUCCGUUGCAGAUUAAAUAAAGCUUUUGCGCUGCCAGUUAGCUUAAGUCACAAGUUGGUCUUGAUCAUCCAUAUGGCUUCUCUCCGUAAUCAACUUUAUUUUGCCAUAUUAUUCAGCCAACAUUUGAUAAACUGUAAUGGAUAGCAAGAGAGUAAAUAAUUCUUUUUUGUAUGUCUAAUUUAUCAAUCAGAUCUAUGUAUUGUUAAUACAGUAAAUGAGACUUCCUCACUAGUUUUCAGCUCAAAGUUUUUCCAACCUAGGAGAUGGGAGGAGAUUUUAUACUGCUGUAAAAUAUCAAAACUAUUUUAUGGACAAGUGUUCUAUCUUUCUAAUGAUACUUAAUAUAUUUAGUUGUUGCAGUUCUGUUUUGAAAUGCUUGACAAUGGAAAACACUGUUUCCAUGUCAGGUUUGUGCUUUAUGCAAAUAGGAAAAUGAAAACAGACAAAAAACUUAGUGGUUCAAUAUUUACUGUUCAAGGAUGCUUGCAUUUCUUUGUAAUUUUUAAGGGUAUGUGUUGGCUAUUGGUACCAAUCCCAUAUCGUGUCUCUUGCCUGAUAGUUGUUUAAAUAUUCCAUUAAGCUCAAAGUUGAUAGAUGGUUAUUUUUGUCUUCACAAUGUAAUUCAGGUAAGUUUUCAUAACUUUUUCAUCACAAGGGCUACUACUAGCAGCUUUGGUAGAAAUGAAAGGACUCUAUGGAUGGAAUAGAGCAAAAGGUGCAAUUAAUUAACGAGGGGGGCUAUGAAUCAAGUGUGUGUUGACAUCCUGUUGAGGGUGAUGGCCGCAGGUUCAGUGAGGGAGGAAUGCAGCAGUCCACAGAUGCCUACAUGACAUUCCAGAGGGAAGUGGCUGUUUGGCUCUUUGUUCACUAUCUUUUUGCCUUCAGAGGAGGAGAAUGGCUAACGUCAAGGUGCAAUAGCACACUUUUAGUGUCCUGGCUGUUGUACCUAACCAUCCUCUUACUUGUAGGAAUUAUGUGCUAAUCUUCUUGGCUUUAUAAUAUUUUCCACUAUGUGGUUAUGCAUACUUGGCUUAUCUUCUCAUUGGUAGUGUUUCCAUGUUUGAUGUUGGCAUUGGCUGUGCUGGAGUCAGAAAGAAUGGAGUGCUUAGGACAUUUUGACCUUUUUGUGCACGUUGAAAGAGCUGGAAGGUUCAGAUUUAAAUCAGAGAAAUGAUUACAGAACCUGUCGUGCUCCCUUUGUAUCUUUUAAUUGCUUGCCAAAAGGUUUACAAGUCAAUUUUUCUUUUGAUUUUCUAUAGAAAAGCAGUACGCUCUGCACAGUUUUAGGGGAAUUUACUCACCCUGUGUAUUACUUAGCCUUGAUUUUUAUUCACAUGCACCCAGUGAGAGUAAUCUUCACAUCUGUGGUGCAGAUGUGUACAUUGUGUUGAUGAAGCCAUUAUCUUGUACGUUUAGACUUUGUGCAUACAGUGACACUUAAUGAAGAAGGGACAUGUAUAUUUAUGUCAAGUGCCACAAUUUUGUUGUGAGUUGAAACAAUAUUGGAGAUGUUGCAACACUCUGACUUUGACAAGUUAGUUUGGCUGUGAUCUGGUUUUUCCAGCGUGUAGUGGUAAUGGGUUCAUCUUUGGUGCUUCAACCAACAUUUAAAGGCCUUUUCCUGACCAGUUUAUCCCACGUAUAGAGCGAUGCUUUUCACACUCACUCGCUUGCAGAAGUUAAUUUUGUAGGUGCCACAACUCAGCACACUUCAGUUUUAAAUUAAGAGCUUAUGUAUUUUGACAUGUGGAUGAAUAAACUAGCUGAGUUUUGAAAGGUAUAUUGUGCUCUGCUUCACUGCUGGGAUAACAUGGUGAUGUCUGUUUGUGUUUUUACAAUUCUCAGCUUGGCUUUCAGGAAGCACACUCCAUUCCCCUGAACUGUGGCUUACCACCUUAAGGGCAAGUGUGUGGUCUCUUACACAUAUUCUCUUGUAGAUGAGAUGUCACGCAGCAAAUGGACUUAAAUGUGCUGCUAUGAGGAUGAUAAACAAAAUGAAGGUGACCACUCCAGGGACCAGUGUUGACAUGACGGCAUACUCUUUAAAAACUUUGCUGUAUCAGUUUUCACAUGUUGACAAUGUGUGUACUUCAUGCCUUGUCUGGUUAGCACCUCACAGCUGCAGAACCAACCCAGAAAAAGUCAUGGCUACAUGGCUACACUACCAGUGAUUAGAGCCCACAGCAGACCUGGGUCGGUUGUUUAAUAUCUUUUCCCAUGGAUUUGUACUGUAUUCGCUUUAUUCUGCAUAGACUGCAUUUUGGAGAAGGUUUGUACAACAAUCCAGUACAAAACACUGUGCCACACCACAUCAUUCAGCCACAGAAAAGAUAUCAAAAAUUCACAAUUUGUAGUAACCUGACCCAGAUCUUUGUUGUAAAACUUUUGUUAAUUCACUUUUACAUUAUGGUUUCUUUUUUCCAAAUGAAGCUUGUGUGUUAAUCCUCAGUAUUAAUGUAUUUAUUAAAAGACUUGCCAAGUGAAGGUACUGAAAUGGCCAUUAUAACAUUUUGGUUGUUAUAAUAGCAAGUGAGUGAAUGAAUAUGCUGUGUGUUUACAUGUCCACCAUUCUCCACUCUCUCUCUUUUUUCCCUCCUUACUUGAUUUGGACUGUGUAUUCUUUCCCUGGGUCGAAGGCACUGAAACUGCACCACUGCAAUGGGCCUACAUUCAUGCAACUUAGAUGUUCGUUAAAGCGUGCUCGUUGGUACUCUGAGGUGUGUGCGUGUGCGUGUGCGUGUGCGUGUGUGUGUGUGUGUGUGUGUGUGUACACUUUUGAUGGCUAUUGCUUAUGCUUGAGAUCCAUUCUGAUUAGAGGGAUGGACACACAGUGAUAUUAAAAGCUAUCUUUGCAUCUUUUUGUUUUGUUUCUUUUGUAAGGUUGACACACCUUAACACGUGUAUUUAGGACCACUUAAGAUGACAGACUUUUUUUAAAGAGUUCAAAUAAACUUUUGUGUAGUGGUGUACAAAUUGAAAGUAAUGUAUUUUUUUUCUUCUUUUUUUAAGUAUACCAAAUGUAAAUUAUGUACAAUGAGUGUGCCAAUCCCCUUUCUUUGUAAAGCCAGAUUCUUAACAAGUGCCAAUGUUGUGAAAAAUCAGAGGGCCUGUGAAUUUCUUGGUCCCGUUUUUAAAACAAAUAAACACUUAAAUAUGUGAUUAAUUAACUAAAAAAAGGACAAUUUUAUUCUAUAUUUAAGAUUAAUGAUGAACUGCUGUUUUUAAGAUAAAUGUCAUUUUAAUUGCAUGUGUUUGUCAGGUUGGGGAGGGAGUGGGUGGGUGGGGGGGCGAGAUACUGUAUUCACGCAUCGCCCUCAUGAAAAGGGUCCUAAUGGUUUUUGAUUUACAGUAUUUUAGCCAUAUUUCUCUUUUGUAUGUUUCAUUUCAACCACUGUUGCCUGAACCUCAUUCAAACAUGAAAAUGAUUUUCAUAGCCUUCUCCUUUAAAUGUUUUCAAAGUGGAAUAAAAUAUGUUCCUAUACUCUC
Molecule: messenger RNA, 7180 nt
Organism: Siniperca chuatsi (mandarin fish)
Lineage: Eukaryota; Metazoa; Chordata; Actinopteri; Centrarchiformes; Sinipercidae
Product: guanine nucleotide-binding protein G(q) subunit alpha-like
Exons: 8
Coding region: 1158-2366 (402 amino acids)
Biological process (GO): adenylate cyclase-modulating G protein-coupled receptor signaling pathway; action potential; phospholipase C-activating dopamine receptor signaling pathway
Cellular component (GO): heterotrimeric G-protein complex
Molecular function (GO): guanyl nucleotide binding; G-protein beta/gamma-subunit complex binding; G protein-coupled receptor binding
Source: RefSeq, a predicted model, not a curated record